ACCUGGAAUUAAGAGGAGGACUCCAGCCCAGUACAAUGACAGAAGAUAAGAUCACUGGAACUUUGAUUUUUGCUGUCUUCACUGCUGCCCUGAGUUCCUUCCAGUUUGGGUAUGACAUUGGUGUGAUCAAUGCACCUCAAGAGAUAAUAAUAUCCCAUUAUAGACAUGUCUUGGGGAUUCCACUGGAUGACCGAAAGGCUAUCAACAACUAUGCUGUCAACAGCACAGAGGCACUGCCCACAGUCACAUACCCAGGGAACCUAGUACCAGCUGGGGAAGAGGCUAUGGCAUCUGCUGGCCUAAUCACCAUGCUCUGGUCCCUGUCUGUGUCCAGCUUUGCAGUUGGUGGAAUGAUUGCAUCAUUUUUUGGUGGAUGGCUUGGGGACAAGCUUGGAAGAAUCAAGGCCUUGAUGGUAGCAAACAUUCUCUCAUUAGCUGGAGCUCUUUUGAUGGGGUUUUCCAAAUUGGGACCAUCUCAUAUUCUUAUAAUUGCAGGAAGAAGCAUAUCAGGACUCUACUGUGGGUUAAUCUCAGGGCUGGUUCCAAUGUAUAUUGGUGAAAUUGCUCCAACCACGCUCAGGGGUGCUCUUGGCACUUUUCACCAGCUAGCCAUUGUCACCGGCAUUCUUAUUAGUCAGAUUGUUGGCCUUGAGUUUAUCCUGGGCAAUCAUGAUCUAUGGCACAUCCUGCUUGGCCUGUCUGCUGUGCGGGCCCUUCUCCAGUUUCUGCUACUCUUCUUCUGUCCAGAAAGCCCCAGAUAUCUUUAUAUCACAUUGGAAGAAGAAGCAAAAGCAAAGCAAAGCUUAAAAAGACUCAGAGGAAGUGAUGAUGUCACCAAAGACAUAAAUGAGAUGAAAAAAGAAAAAGAAGAAGCAUCAAGUGAGCAGAAAGUCUCCAUAAUUCAGCUCUUCACUAAUUCUAGCUACAGACAGCCUAUCAUUGUGUCAUUGAUGCUGCAUGCGGCUCAGCAAUUUUCUGGAAUCAAUGGGAUAUUCUACUACUCAACCAGCAUUUUUCAGACAGCUGGAAUCAGCAAACCUGUUUAUGCAACCAUCGGAGUUGGUGCCAUCAACCUGGUUUUCACUGUUUUCUCUGUAUUGCUUGUGGAGAAGGCAGGGCGGCGCUCUCUGUUUCUAAUUGGAAUGAGUGGGAUGUUUUUCUGUACCAUCUUCAUGUCACUGGGACUUGUUCUUCUGGAUAAGUUUGCUUGGAUGAGUUACGUGAGCAUGACGGCCAUCUUCCUCUUUGUCAGUUUCUUUGAAAUUGGACCAGGCCCCAUCCCCUGGUUCAUGGUGGCUGAGUUUUUCAGUCAAGGACCACGCCCCACCGCUUUAGCACUAGCUGCAUUCAGCAAUUGGUUCUGCAAUUUCCUUGUAGCUCUGUGUUUCCAGUACAUUGCGGACUUCUGUGGACCUUAUGUGUUUUUCCUUUUUUCUGGGGUGGUCCUGGCCUUUAUAGUGUUUACGUUUUUUAAAGUUCCAGAAACCAAGGGAAAGUCUUUUGAGGAAAUCGCUGCAGAGUUUCGAAAGAAGAGUGGCUCAGCCCGAAGGCCAAAAGCGGCUGUAGAAAUGGAAUUCCUUGGAGCUACAGAGACUGCGUAAAGAUGACUGCUUUUUUAUAUGAACAGGAAGGAAACUGUUUUUAAGUGACUCCUUGAGAAUUUUGUAUCUACAUCUUCAAGUAUGCUUUAUUUUUUUAGAGUUUGGUAGGCUCUGAUCAGAAAUAUCAACAAAUAUUACCACAGAAAGUAUUUUUAUAAUUUAAAGAAUAUAUUUUUGAUGGGAAAACUCUGUAAUUAAGUAAACCAAAAAGGGUAGCUCAUUUUGCUACUGUCAAAAGCAAGUAUGUCCUAAUCUUCUGACCCCUAUUUUUUAAAUAAUAAUGCUUCCUUAAAUUUGAAAGGCUUUUAAGGUAUGAUAUUAUUGCUUCACGAAGCACAGGACUAGAAGACCAAGGAUACAACUGUCAUUUAUAUAGUUAAAUCUGAUUAAACUGGAAUUUUCUUACUAAUCUCAUUCUAAGGGAGUUACAGGUAGUGGAAGUAUGAUUCAUGUUAAAUUAACUUUCAUUUCUCUCACUCAGCUUCUUUCUUGUGUAUUUGAACUUCUAUUUUGCUUAAAAUACUAUUUUUUUUUGUAUUUU
Messenger RNA from Urocitellus parryii (Arctic ground squirrel), 2142 nucleotides. RefSeq names its product solute carrier family 2 member 2 (gene Slc2a2). Gene Ontology annotation, biological process: dehydroascorbic acid transport. Gene Ontology annotation, cellular component: plasma membrane; brush border. Gene Ontology annotation, molecular function: D-glucose transmembrane transporter activity. The record is from RefSeq and is a predicted model, not a curated record. Lineage: Eukaryota; Metazoa; Chordata; Mammalia; Rodentia; Sciuridae.